Tarenaya hassleriana is the source of this 1089-nucleotide messenger RNA. RefSeq names its product vesicle-associated membrane protein 721. The coding region runs from base 219 to 881 and encodes 220 amino acids. Gene Ontology annotation, biological process: vesicle-mediated transport. The record is from RefSeq and is a predicted model, not a curated record. NCBI's taxonomy places the organism in Eukaryota, Viridiplantae, Streptophyta, Magnoliopsida, Brassicales, Cleomaceae. The transcript has 5 exons. Gene Ontology annotation, cellular component: membrane.
CUUCCUCGUAGGGUUUUCCCCUUUUUCCUCGAUUGCAGCGUUUGCUUCCUUCUCUUGAUCUCUGUGUACGACGUCCGCGUCUCGCUCGGUUGAAUCCAGAUCUGCAGCUCCUUGCCAAAGAAAAAUCUCUGUUCGAUUGAUCGCUUACUCGAUCGAUCAAUCAAUCAAUCUGAUCCUAUUCUGGCGUUAGGGAUUUCAUCGCUGUUCAAGUGAAGAAAAUGGCGCAGCAGUCGUUGAUCUACAGCUUCGUCGCUCGCGGAACUGUGAUCCUCUCCGAAUUCACGGAGUUCAAAGGCAAUUUCACCUCCAUCGCUGCACAGUGUCUCCAGAAGCUCCCGUCUUCGAACAAUAAGUUCACCUACAACUGCGACGGCCACACCUUCAAUUACCUAGUCGAAAAUGGAUUCACCUAUUGUGUUGUUGCGGCUGACUCUGUUGGGAGGCAGAUUCCGAUGGCCUUUUUGGAACGAGUUAAGGAGGAUUUUAACAAGAGAUAUGGUGGAGGGAAGGCUGCAACUGCUCAAGCAAACAGCUUGAAUAAAGAGUUUGGCUCUAAACUGAAAGAGCACAUGCAGUAUUGCAUGGAUCAUCCUGAAGAGAUUAGCAAGCUUGCUAAGGUGAAGGCCCAAGUGUCUGAGGUUAAGGGCGUAAUGAUGGAAAACAUCGAGAAGGUUCUUGAUCGUGGUGAGAAAAUCGAGCUUUUGGUGGACAAAACUGAGAACCUUCGCUCACAGGCACAAGAUUUCAGGACACAAGGAACUCAGAUGAGGAGAAAGAUGUGGCUUCAAAACAUGAAGAUAAAGCUCAUAGUCCUCGGCAUCAUCAUCGCCUUGAUCCUCAUCAUCGUCUUGUCAGUUUGCCAUGGUUUCAAGUGUACUUAAUCUGGGAACUUCCUCGGGUUAUAUCUCAGGCUCUCAGCCCUAUACUUACUCGGGUAAAUCGUGCUUUCCUUUUUUCUUUUAUGGCGCCAUCCUCAUUUCAUGUGUCUGAUAGUAGUGUACGUCGUCCUGAACCGGUUUUGUAUAGGCGAUAUGUAUAUACAAUAUAAAAUCUAUGCAUUGUACAACAUAGAUUCGCUUCUCACAUUCA